This is a messenger RNA of Haliotis rubra (blacklip abalone), 1580 nucleotides long. RefSeq lists its product as uncharacterized. The record is from RefSeq and is a predicted model, not a curated record. The coding region runs from base 1 to 1227 and encodes 408 amino acids. NCBI's taxonomy places the organism in Eukaryota, Metazoa, Mollusca, Gastropoda, Lepetellida, Haliotidae. The transcript is spliced from 2 exons.
AUGACUGGAGGUGGCGUAAGAUCAGUUCUUCGUCGAGGAAGAGAAAGACGAGACAAAGAUCUCACUGUUGAUGGAAAGCGGGGAGAAUAUGAGAGGUUUGGAUCAAUAUUGGAGAGAGAAGAGUACAUCUUUGGAGGUGGAGGAGGCGCUGUUGUCGGUGGAGGAAGAGAAAGAGGGUUCAGAGAUGGCUCUGUUGGUGAAAAACAGGGAGAAUAUGGUGAUGGUAAAAUAUGGAAGAAAUACCAUUACAACACUGAAGGAAUGGAUAAAGGAAACGAUGACGUUUGCGGAGCAAUAGAGGUGGUACUCGGAGAUGGUGCUGUGGUGGGAAUGCAGGGAGAAUGUGAUAGCAAUGAAGACGAAAGGAGAGGAGAUCGUUGUACUGGAGGAAGAGAAGGAGAUGGCACUGUCAAAACAGCGCAGCAACAAUACGUUGAUGGUGGCAGAAUUCGGACAGGAGAUUACAUCAAAAGAGAGAGAAUUACGAAAAGACAGGACAGCGAAAGAGGACAAAGACUGAGCGUACAUGAUGGCGACAGACACAGGACAGAUGCUGUUGAUGGAGAUGGACAGAACAUGAUGGUGGACAUCGUUGCAGAUGUUACCGAUGUGCAGAACGGCCUUUCCAACAUCAUAGUACAUCAAACAGUACAUGUCAAGAAUCUGAUUGUAAUGCCAAGACGUGUUGGAAGAAGAAGGAAGCUUCGGCCAAGGUCACGGAAGGUAGCCACAAGAUGUACACAGACUGUUGGUGAGGGGGCCAAGGUCACGCGAAAUACAGAGACGGUUGGUGAGGUGGCCAAGGUCACGCGACGUUCACAGACUGUUGGUGAGGUGGCCAAGGUCACACGACGUACACAGACUGUUGGUGAGGUGGCCAAGGUCACGCGACAUAUACAGACUGUUGGUGAGGUGGCCAAUGUCACGCGUCAUACACAGACUGUUGGUGAGGUGGCCAAUGUCACGCGACAUACACAGACUGUUGGUGAGGUGGCCAAGGUCACGCGACAUACACAAACUGUUGGUGAGGUGGCCAAGGUAACACGACGUACACAGACUGUUGGUGAGGUGGCCAAGGUCACACGUCAAACCAAGUCUGUGAGGCGCUACUUGAGGCCACACGGCCAAGAUCAGAAGGUCAAAAACAAUCUCACGAUUUGGUUCCACGUUUUAGUUCAAAUCGAGAUCCUAGUGGUCCCGAUCGUGAUGGUGUUCAUGCAGCAUUAAUUCAAUCCUAACAUUUGCUGCAUAUAAACGCGUGCGCAGGAGGGUGUAUAACAAUUCAAGAGUGUGUUAUAUGCCAGAAUGUGUGAACAGUUGUUUCAACUGAAAUAGGUAUACGACACGUUGAUUUUGCAAGUAAUAUUAUAAAAAUAGAAUUCAGAUUGAAUUCAUACCUUCCGAAAAAAUAUGUAUGAGAUUUAUGUUCAGCUAAGUGAUCUACCUAUUUGUAAACAACAUUUUCAAGUUCAACAUUUUGCCUGGAUAUCUUCCAAUGAAAUGUUAAACUUGCAAAUAUAGUUUACAAAUACGUUAGAUCACUCAGUUAAACAUGAAUCUCGGAAAUAUUUUUUCAGAAG